Messenger RNA from Pterocles gutturalis (yellow-throated sandgrouse), 1655 nucleotides. It is a transcript of the gene FDXACB1, whose product is annotated as ferredoxin-fold anticodon binding domain containing 1. The annotation marks the transcript as partial. The transcript has 4 exons. NCBI's taxonomy places the organism in Eukaryota, Metazoa, Chordata, Aves, Pterocliformes, Pteroclidae. The record is from RefSeq and is a predicted model, not a curated record. Gene Ontology annotation, molecular function: rRNA (uridine-N3-)-methyltransferase activity. Gene Ontology annotation, biological process: rRNA base methylation. Gene Ontology annotation, cellular component: cytoplasm.
GAGCUGAAGUUGUGUUUUCUGUGGAUUGCACCAAGCUGAAGGACUAUUUUUUACCAGAAGAAAGAGUAUUUGAUUGUAUUUAUUUCAACUUCCCUCACUGUGGGAGAAAGGCUGGCAUAGUGAAGAAUAGAGAGCUUCUUGCCCACUUUUUCCAUAGCUGCGCAGAAGUGCUGACAGAGGAGGGAGAGGUCCAUGUGGCUCUUUGCAAUGGACAGGGCGGGACACCUGCUGAUCAACCAAGGAGAGAAUGGCACAACAGCUGGCAAAUAGUGGCCGUGGCAGCAGGAGCUGGAUUUAUCUUGAGUAACAUUCAUCCUUUUAAAGCAGAGACUAUCCAUGGAUAUAAGUGUACAGGCUACAGGAGUCAAGAUAAAUCUUUCUGUGUAGAGGGUGCUUUAAACCACAUUUUCACACGAAGCACGCCGCUACCAUAUUUCAAACCUAUGAUCUGCAAGACAGAACUGGAAAGCCAAAAAGUUUCUUUUCGAGUACCACAAGUACUUGUGGAUAAAAUUAAUAGGGGUUUCCUAGAACUCAAUUCAAAUCACCCAGUACGGACAGUAAAGGAGAAGCUCACUGCAGAGCUGAGCCAAGCCUUUCCGUUACAGAACAUUGACGACUGCCCUUUCCUGCUCCACCGAGGUCACCUCAAUGGUGUUUGUCACUCACGUAUCUUUUGGAUCAUUCCGAGCCCAGAGGAGACUCCAAGCACUGAAGAAAUGUCUAAUGGACUGGCAAAUGCAGUUUUAUUUUCCCAUGUUGAUUUUUGCAGUGACACACAUAAGAAUGGCUGGGUGAAUGCACAAGAGGGAUGCAACGUUUCCGAACAGUAUUAUCUUAGACCUUCCCUUCUGCCUAUUGCUCAGGCAAUAAUACAAAGAGGAGCCUUUCUCCCAGGGACGCUUCAUGUUCUUUCUGGCCCAGUUUUCAGGAAGUGUCUCAUCACUCCUUACUCCAUGCCUGUUUUUCAUGAGAUGGUUUUUACAUGUGCAGUCAACAGGGGUACAGAGAACAGCUGCAUUGAGAUUUUGGCGAGGAACAUUAAAACCAGCGUACAUUCUCUUCAGCAGGCUGUUUCUGGCUUUAAACUGAAUAUCAAUCUGCAUGAAGCAACGAGCUUUGAAACAUCGGAGCUAAAUGACUUUGCUGCUUUUGAAUCUCAGUUUAGUAAAAUUCAGUACUUCAUCUGUGUGGAGAUAGAUACUCCAGGCUCUUGUGAGAAGGGCUCCUGUGUGGGAAUUAUAACUCAUUAUGAACUAGGAAGCAGUGAGUUGGUUGUUGUCUUUGCUUCGUUGAAUCUUGACCUCCUAACCAUGCUAAUCUGUGGAAUAUCUGACUGGCGAAUGCUCUGGACAUCAGACGCACGGUUCAUCAGUCAAUUUCCUGGAGGACAGUUAAGGCUUUUCAAGAGUUUUUCUCUCUAUCCACCUUCCUAUGUGCAUGAUGUCAGCUUUUGGGUUCCUGAUGGGGAACAGUUUGAUGAAGUUGCUUUUCACACCAUUGCUAGGGAGGUGUCAGGUGAAACAGUCAUAGCCCUCCAGUUAAUUGAUAGUUUCCAGCAGCCAGAGACUGGACGGAAGAGCCUCUGCUACAGGCUGACCUUUCAGUCCUGUGACAAAGCGCUGAGCCGCCAGGAGGUGGCAGAGAUGCAGCUG